Molecule: messenger RNA, 1743 nt
Organism: Oryzias melastigma (Indian medaka)
Lineage: Eukaryota; Metazoa; Chordata; Actinopteri; Beloniformes; Adrianichthyidae
Gene: slc35g2b
Product: solute carrier family 35 member G2b
Exons: 2
Coding region: 253-1572 (439 amino acids)
Cellular component (GO): membrane
Source: RefSeq, a predicted model, not a curated record
AAUGUAACCGCUGGCUGUGACAGUGACAGCUCGGCUCCGUCCCCACCUUCAUCACCGCCGUCAUCGUCGUCCAGCUCAGCAGCAGCAGCAGCUGCAGCUGCAGGUUCCUCAGCAGAGGCAGAGCUCUCUGCCGCCGUGGAGGAGGCUGAGGAAGGCUGCUCGCACCUUCAGGAGGAGGAAGAAGAUGAUGGGGAAAUGGCAGCUGCACACCAGCAAAUGUAGGAAUCGAGAAACGCGGACGGACCUGCUUUUAUGACACAAAUCUGGCUUCUUCAGCAUCACUGGGAAUUCAUUCAAAUCCAAAAGACUCACCUAGAAACCAUGGACGGAUCUUCCUCCUCCCUCCAGUUCGGAUCAAAAAAGCGGGUCAAAAUUCACCCCAACACAGUCACCGUCAAGUAUGCCACCCACUUCCCCCAGCCUGGCGACGAAGGCUACGACGAUGCACCCUCUUUUGAGGACUUUGGCGCCUUCGCGGAAGCGAAUGCUGGAAAAAGACUGGUGUCUGACUCAAAGGGGGGAAGGACUUUCUUUGGAACCAUGGAGACCCAGCCGAAGCAGCCAAGUGUGCAAAGGGAUAAGGGGGUUGAGGGUCAGCUGGCGAGCUUCGGGGAGGCCAAUGUGCUGGCCUCCAGGGUGACUUGGAUGGCCCUGUUUGGAGCGGCGGUGGCUCACGGCUGUGUGGCGCUCAUCACUCGCCUGGCAGCAGACCGCUCCAAAGUUCCCUCACUGGAGCUGCUGUUCAUCCGCUCUGUGAUUCAAGUGCUCUCCGUCCUGGUAGUCUUCUACUAUCAUGAGGCUCCCUUUGGCCCUAAGGGCUACCGACUUCGUCUCUUCUUAUACGGGGUCUGCAAUGUGAUCUCAAUCACCUGCGCCUACACGUCCUUCGCCAUAGUACCGCCCAGCAACGGCACCAUCAUGUGGCGGGCCUCCACCACGGUCUUCAGUGCAAUACUGGCCUUCCUGCUGCUGGAUGAGCGGCUGGGCUACACCGACGUGGUGACAGUGGUGGGGAGCGUGUUCGGUCUAUGCCUGGUUAUGGUGCCGAACGUCGCCGAUGAGGAAAAAUCCCGGCUGGGCUUUUGGAAAGAGGCCUUCGGGUACACAAUGACAGUGAUGGCUGGCGUGACUGCCGCCCUCUCCAUGAUUGUCUACAGAGCUAUCAAGGAGCGGGUCAGCAUGUGGACGGCCCUCUUCACCUUUGGCUGGACCGGCACUGUGUGGGGCGCCUCCACCAUGUUCAUCAUGCAGGAGCCCAUCAUUCCUCUGGACGGGGAGACCUGGGGGUAUUUAAUUGGGAUAUGCAUAUGCUCCACCGUGGCAUUCCUCGGAGUUUACUACGCUCUAAAUAGGUUCCAUCCCGCCUUAGUCAGCACAGUGCAGCACCUGGAGAUCGUGGUUGCCAUGUUCCUGCAGCUCAUCGUUCUGAGGAUGAUCCCAUCGGUGUAUGAUGUCAUCGGAGGCCUGGUCAUCAUGGUCAGUGUGUUCACUUUAACAGGAGUCAAGCUGUACCGGGUCAGCAGAGCAAUCCGGCAGGAUUAUCAAGAGAUCCUGGACUCACCAAUCAAAUGAAUAUCAAUAUGUCAGUCUGUUUGUUUACAAUAUUACUUGGUUGUGCAAUUUAAAGAAUGUCUGGAUUUUCAUCUGAUCACAUUGUAAUGUUGUGCUGUUGAAAGAGUGCCAGUUGUGUAACUCUUGUCUUAAUAUUUGUGUGUGUAAUAAAAGACAAAUGUGAUAUGGUGA